AUGCGUGACGCCUCUGGCGAUGAGAAUGAUUCUCGCACCGCCUCCGUCGGAUUGCAGCGUCCCCACUCGAAUGGCUCCAACGGCGCCUCGCGACAAAGCUCCAGAGACCGAAAGAUAGGGAAGAAACAAGCGCGCGGAAAGGGGAGGGUUGGCCGCAGCGAUUUCCGUGAUUUUGUCCCCCAGGGGGGCACGUUCAGUGCCGCUGCCCUGGAUGUCGAUCCGGACAGUGCCGACAGUACUAGUACUUCCUCCUCCGGGUCGAGCUCAUCAAGCAGCGACGAGUCAGAAGAGGAACAGGAGCAGCCGUCGGAAGGUCAGAAACCGCUGGGCAGCGUUCCGGUAGCAAUCAACUGGAACAAAGGAAGCCGCAGUACCAUCCGCACGUCUCUCACUGGGAAAACGUCCCGGCCCGACGGGAAUGCUACGACAACCGCAUUUGAAUCGGUCAAUGGAAAGUACUGGCGAAGUCGCAGCGCCUCGGUUUCAAGCGAGGAUUCCCACGGUCAUACAGAAGCUAAACGUGAUCCCUCUGAGGACGGACGCACAGAUGGCGACCGUGUGAAAGCGGUCCAAAGACCAUACUUUAUCGAUGACUCUGAAGGGUCCGAAACUGGAGAAGUUUCGGAAGGUGGCGACUCUAUCAUGCUCAACCUGGGGCCUGGGAACGACGAAGCUGGCGUUGACAAGGCUGGGGACGACACGCCACCAGCUGGAGCAGACCCUUUUCGAAUCGAUACCCAACCAGACCCCGGCUUUGUAUCGGCCAAUGGAUCAGCAGGCGACCAUAGCGUCAUUCGAUCAAAAGAGGAUGCGUUUCGCGUCCUUUCUGAGAAAUACAGCACACCUCCAUCUAUCCUUGCCGAUCUGAACCGCAAGGACCUGGAAAUCCAGGCUCGGCAUUUCUUCUACAAUCGUAGCAUCCAUGACAUCGAUCUCUCGCAGCCCAUUGCUUGCACGGAAUGUCUGCAGGAGGGCCAUCUCGCCAUUGUGUGCCCCACAAAAGAGUGCGAACACUGUGGAGCGUGGGAUCUCCACGAAAGUAAUUUCUGUCCCUCCUGGAGACGGUGCCAAAAGUGUCGAGAACGAGGCCACGAUGCCGACAGCUGUGGCUCGGCUCUCAAGGGUUCUGCUGCAGAAGUCCCCUGCGACUAUUGCGGGGCAGACACCCAUUUGGAAACUGAGUGUGACAGAAUGUGGAAGUUCCCCAGGCACCCUCCCUACCCAGGUCCGAUUGUUGUAUCCAUCUCCUGUAGCUACUGUACCAGCAACCGCCAUCUCAUGGGCGACUGUCCAUCGCUGCCGGGCCCCACUAGGUCCUCUUCGUGGACCUUGAAAGGCUAUGAUCCAGCCAUGAUCACAAAUCUGAACGACGUACUGGGGCGCCAGCAAGCAGGUGGUAAAACGGCCAUGAACGGGAAUAACAAAGGUGGGAUGAGGAUCCGGGGGCGUGCUGGUCCACGUUCGCCGACUCCGGACAGCAGCGACGACGACAUGCUCGGUCGUCGAGAGCCGAUCAACAACAAUCGAAAUUCUGGCCGUCCCAACAUCCGCUUUGGAAGCGGGAUCGGGAAGAAUCGAAACCUCUCAGGAGGACAACCGCCUCCCCAGAACAACUCGGGCGGCAGACAAUCCUACCGGGAUCGACAGGAUGGUCCCUCCCACAACCGUCAACAACGCUCCUUGUCCCCUGGUGCGAGCCGAAGAUCGCAUCCUCCACGUCGCGGACGAGGAGGUGGUGGCGGCAACGGCAACGACAACCGCAACCGCGGUGGACGCGGGGGCAAACAAGAACCGUAUCGACCGAUGCCCAGCGCGGGUAAAAAAGCGUGGGAUAAGUUCCGACUCUGA
Molecule: messenger RNA, 1848 nt
Organism: Rasamsonia emersonii CBS 393.64
Lineage: Eukaryota; Fungi; Ascomycota; Eurotiomycetes; Eurotiales; Trichocomaceae
Product: Zinc knuckle domain protein
Exons: 2
Coding region: 1-1848 (615 amino acids)
Molecular function (GO): zinc ion binding; nucleic acid binding
Source: RefSeq, a predicted model, not a curated record